Dibothriocephalus latus is the source of this 549-nucleotide messenger RNA. NCBI's taxonomy places the organism in Eukaryota, Metazoa, Platyhelminthes, Cestoda, Diphyllobothriidea, Diphyllobothriidae. The record is from the annotation of a GenBank genome assembly.
AUGGCCAUUCCAGUCUCCUUUAUCCUUGCUGGCAAUGUCCAUCUGCCUACAAUACUGGCCGCGUUGCGGCUGCUAGGCGGUUUCGAGAGUGAGCAGCAAGGCAGAACCGGACGAGUUACCUUCCAUUAUAACCCUGUGGACGACUUGGAAUCCGCUUUUGGCAAUGGUCUCCUCAUCAGAAUGCAAACCCAGUGUCGAGGCUACCUGGCCAAGUUAGAGAAACGCAGAAGACUUAAGGAGGAUGAUGCCGUGAGAUGUAUUCAAAGAAAUGCGGCUGCGUACUUUGAUCCAUGGAUCCGACUGAUAUUGGCCCUCAAACCGCACCUGAAACGCAAUCGUCUUGAAGAUGAAAUUAUUCAACUAAAGAGUGAACUCGAGAGAUACAAGGCAAUGGUCAAGGUGCUCCGUUACGAAAACGUGGCCUAUCAGGACAAAAUAUCCAGACUUCUGCAGUUGCUGGACCAGAUGCAUCCUGGUGGCGUCAGUGGUGAUCUUGUAAAUCGUCUCAUCAAGGAAGUGAGUACAUGCAUCCCUCUUAUACCCGACUGA